This is a messenger RNA of Apis cerana (Asiatic honeybee), 2458 nucleotides long. RefSeq names its product odd skipped (gene odd). Gene Ontology annotation, biological process: regulation of transcription by RNA polymerase II; embryonic pattern specification; embryonic hindgut morphogenesis. Lineage: Eukaryota; Metazoa; Arthropoda; Insecta; Hymenoptera; Apidae. Gene Ontology annotation, molecular function: RNA polymerase II transcription regulatory region sequence-specific DNA binding; DNA-binding transcription factor activity, RNA polymerase II-specific. The record is from RefSeq and is a predicted model, not a curated record. Gene Ontology annotation, cellular component: nucleus.
GAGCACGGUGGCGGUGGUAUAUCCGCUCUUCUUUCCUCUCCACGGCUCGGCGGGGGUCGGCGGUGUGCGAGCGUCGCGACGCCCGGAGGGAUCCACUCCGACCCGGAAGCUCCGCCCCUGUGGAAGUCGGGCCGCCAACCGGCAUAUCCAACGUACGGUAGGAGGAGCCACCGUGUCCCCUUGGCGCCAGGUAACCCACGAUCCUGGAACCUCCGAGGCUAGUCUGUUGCCAUUUAGUACCGCGCCGACUCUCGAGCAAGCGUUGUCUUCUUCAUUUUUUUUCCCUCCUUCCUCACCUCGCCUUUCCAUCCCGGAAGAACACGGAACAGAGUAAAACGAAGGCCUCGAUCUUCUCUCUGCCUUUUUUUUUCCCUUCCCUUCGUCUCUCUCUCCUCUUCGCCCUGCCGCAACAACAACAAACAACCGUCCGUUCGGAUAGAUGUGCACGAGAGCCGAGAGCGAGCGGUUUUUCCGGACCGGGACAAGUUCGUUCGAAGUGUGAAAACGAUUCUCUCCGACCGAGGUAUUUCGUAGGUGUAUUUUGAGGGAGAGAGAGAGAGAGAGGUAUUUUUGUUGUGAUAAGCAAGACCAUGGAGACAAAGAUGGAGCCGUUGACACCGCCGCACACACCGCCUAUGAUGGACAGGACGAUGCACCAACAGUUGCACACGUCGAGAUGGUUAAGAUCGAGCCAACAUUUUGGAAGAUUUGGCCAGGCGAAUUCGAACGGUGGGCAAAACGUUGGCUAUCAGACAGCGUUCCUCAACAAUUGGCUGAGGGACGCCGCGUUGCUGGCUGUCAGGGGUUGUUGCCCCCAAACUCCCUCCACGCAUCAUUAUCAUCACGGCCACCAUCAUCAUCAUCAUCAAACUGUCCAUCCAGCGCUCCCGGUCCCACCUCCCGCCUCGUUCCUGACCAGAAGGCUGCCCGGCCAGAGACCGAAGAAACAGUUCAUAUGCAAAUUCUGCAACAGACAAUUCACCAAGAGCUAUAAUCUGCUGAUACACGAGAGGACUCACACGGAUGAGAGGCCUUAUUCUUGUGACAUUUGCGGGAAAGCUUUUCGAAGACAGGAUCAUCUCAGAGAUCAUCGUUACAUUCACAGCAAGGAGAAGCCAUUCAAAUGUAGCGAAUGCGGGAAAGGAUUUUGUCAAAGCAGGACACUCGCCGUACACAAGAUACUUCACAUGGAGGAGUCCCCGCACAAAUGUCCCGUCUGUUCGAGAAGCUUCAACCAAAGGAGCAACUUGAAGACUCAUCUUCUCACGCACACGGACGUGCCCCAAGAUCUGAGAAUCGAGGGAUCGGUGGCAUCGGACGCGAAGAUCGCCACCACGGCGGCCAGGCAGAUGGCGGAUAGGGUGAGCGGACUGAUCCCGAUUCAAAGGACCAGUACCACCCCUAAGCUAGGAUUUAGCAUAGAGGAAAUUAUGAGACGUUAAAAAUUAUGCCAUCCCUCCCGAGCUAAUUUAACUUAAUAGUUUAUUGGACAACGCUUCGCGCUUUCCCGCGAAAUCCGCGUGCUUCGUUUCUUCUAAAAAUCGUUUAGGUAAACGAUUUGUGCGUCUUCUUAACGGUUUGUAUUCAGUGUUGCCGAAUUGUUGUGCGAUAUUAUCUGUAUUACGAUAUUAUCCAAUAUCAAUCUCGACACUGAUCACUUUACGAGAGAGUUUAGUUAUUUAUAAAAAAUAAGGAAAAAGGAAAAGAAAAAAAAUAUUAUUUACGUUUUUUCACUUGUCUUUGCUGCUCACGUUUUAUUAUUUGCAGAAAAAAAGAGAUGCAAAGAUUUGAUUCACUUUGAUUUAUAUAUCGCAGUUGGUUGAUUAGGAUUAAUCACGACAUUAGAAUCGUGAUUGAAAGUCUUUAACAAAUUACAAAUUACGUAGAAAUGAUGAUUUUCGUACGAAGCACGCUGGUUUCGAGUAAUAGUAUAAUAGUGUAAUAGUAUAAUUCGCAUUGUAAAUAUAAUUUCCUUGCCUAAAUUAUUCAAUUUAAUGCUGUUCAUGUUGCGAAGAGGGAGGAACGAUUAGCUUGCCAACUUCGUUUUCCCCGUUUUCCUUCGACUUGUAAAUAAUCUUGUACUUAUAUGUAAUUGUAUGAUAGUAGCUAAAUUACUCGAAAACUAAUGUAAUACAUUGUAGGUAUUCAUCGCGAAAGUAGAUAAAUUAUCGUCAUCGUUACAAUCAUACGAAUUACUCAACUUUUAAUUUAUUGUUUCGAACCAAAAAUCUUUGAAAAAACUGUUUGUAACAUUUCUGUUUCCAUUCAUCGCUCGAAUUUGUUAACACGUAAUGUACAAAUUCAAUCUUUUGUAGAUUUCAAUUGUAAACUGCAUUUCGAAUAUUCAAGUAAUUUUUAUACUUGAAAAUUUCAUAUUAAAAUUUUUUUUCUGCUAAUAAUUUUUUUCGAAUUACGUGUAAACGUACAUUUACACCGCAGAAUUUUUCACAUUUCAAAA